Molecule: messenger RNA, 10132 nt
Organism: Dermacentor albipictus
Lineage: Eukaryota; Metazoa; Arthropoda; Arachnida; Ixodida; Ixodidae
Product: endoribonuclease Dicer-like
Biological process (GO): siRNA processing; pre-miRNA processing; apoptotic DNA fragmentation
Cellular component (GO): RISC complex; cytoplasm; nucleus
Molecular function (GO): RNA binding; protein binding; deoxyribonuclease I activity
Source: RefSeq, a predicted model, not a curated record
CCCGUCGAAUUCGAAACCAUCAUAGUUCUGAGACGUGUGGGUUAGGUAGCUGAAAGGCUGGGUUAGCGAUGUCAUUCGAGCGCCUGUGUUGAUCGGAAAAUGCUGUAACUUCAUCCAUGUCGUAUCAGAGGCCUCCAGAAUAGGCUCACUAAGCUAAAGAUUCUUGAAAGUGUGUCACAACCGGAGCGGCGUCCAAGUUCGAGAUGACCAGUGCGUGCGCCAGCUCCUCAGAAGCGGCCCCAUCAGUUGAAGAUGAGGAAAAUGUUCCGAAGGAUGAAUUUAUCCCAAGAGAGUACCAGGUCGAACUCUUUGAAGCCGCCGUGAAGGAGAACACCAUAGUCUGCCUGGGAACUGGGACUGGCAAAACAUUCAUAGCUGUUAUGCUCAUCAAGGAAUAUGAGGCAGCCAUUCGGAUCCCGUUUGAAGAAGGAGGGAAGCGCACUUUCUUUCUGGUGCCGACGGUACCUCUUGUCGUGCAGCAGCAGAAGGCCAUCAAGUGUCAGACAGACCUACGUGUUGGCGGUUACGUUGGUGACAUGAACGUUGACAACUGGAACAAACAACGCUGGGAGAAGGAGUUCAUCGAGUCUCAGGUGCUGGUGAUGACCCCCGAUGUGUUCAAGGUGAUCAUCCACCACGGCUUUCUGAAGAUGUCGCGGGUGAACCUGCUGAUCCUGGACGAGUGCCACCGUGCGGUGAAGCAGCACACGUAUCGGGAGGUGAUGCGUUGCAUGGACGUGCUCAAGCCCGAGGAAAAGCCGCGCGUGCUGGGCCUCACCGCCUCGGUCAUCAACAGCAAGGCCACUGAGCGGCAGGUGGAGCGCAAGGUGCAUGACCUCGAGAUGGCCCUGCACUCUCGCGUCCUCACAGUCUCCAACCAGCAGAGCAUGGCCCGGUAUGGGACCAAACCGAUUGAGGUGCUAGUUGAGCAUCACACGACGGGCAGCCCGUCAAUCUGCGGCAUUCAAGUUCCGACAUUGCCCAACUUUCGGCCGACGACUUCACAGGGCCAAGAGUUGGACCGCAGGCUUCGUAGCCUGAUCAAGGUGCUGCAUGACAUGGGGGUCUGGUGUGGACACCUGGCCAUUGAGGUCAUUAUGGAGGAGGCCCGUCGCAUGCUGGAUGGUCUCGACGAUGAUUGCGUUCUCCGCGAGGUGGAGGUGUGCCUGGAGUGGCUGGAUGAGGUUCGGAAGAGGUGCAGGCAUCACAUCGUGGAGUCGAACACUGCUGCUCAAAGCGUCGCCGAGAACCCCCUUCUGGCACUGGCCACGCCCAAGUUGAAGCGUCUCCUGGAGAUCCUGUGGGCCUCCCGCCCGCGGGAACCGCAGCAUGCCGGCAGCGGUGAUGCCGCAGAGCCAAUGUCGCUGUGUGGCAUCAUCUUCGUCAAGGAGCGCAUCGUGGCACGCAUCCUCCGCGACUGGCUGCUCGAGCUGGCGAACAAGGUUCCCAGGUAUUCCUACAUUGUUCCCGAAUUCAUCGUGGGUCAUGGGGCCAACCUCCAGCUUGGUUCCAAGGAAGCGGGGAUGUCGUUUAAGAAGCAGUGCAAGGUGCUGGAGCAGUUUCGCCGUCAGGAGUGCAACCUGCUGGUGGCCACCUCGGUGGUGGAGGAAGGCAUGGACGUUCCAAAGUGCAGCCUGGUGGUGCGCUUCGACUUCCCCGACGACUUCCGGUCCUACGUGCAGUCCAAGGGACGUGCCCGCGCCCAGCGCUCCCUCUACAUCAUGAUGACUGCACGCGACGACUACAGCAAGGCCUGCGUGAAUCUGCGCAACUACCUCUCCAUCGAGGCGAUAUUGAUGAACAAGUGCCAUGAGAGGAAAGCGCCGCACAGCUCUGAGGUUGUGCUGAGCUUUGCCGUUGAUGAGCUGCUGCCGCCAUACAUGCCCGUGCGCGAGGAUGGUGCGCCCCGCAUCACGCUCACCUCUGCCAUUGGCCUCGUCAACAGAUAUUGCAUGGUCCUUCCAUCGGACAUGUUCACGCACCUAAAGCCCACCUAUCAGUUGAGCACCAUAGUCGUGGACGGCAAGGAGCUGUACAUCUGUACUGUCUACCUGCCCAUGACCAGUCCUCUCAAAGAGGCCAUCCAGGGUCGGCCAAUGGAAACAAAGAAGUAUGCGAAGAUGGCUGCUGCCCUCGAAACAUGCAAGCGUCUGCACCAAAUGAAUGAAUUCGACAGCUGCUUGCUGCCCGUGAAGCGCGUGCUCCAGCUUAUGGACGACUCGGACAACGAAGAAGCGGAUGACGCUCCCCCAGGUGCACCGAAGCCAGGCACAAAGAAGUGCAGAAGAGUGUAUCAGAAGCGGGUGUGUAAGCUGUUUGCCGAGGCGCGAGUCUUGGAAACUGGCCAUUACCGCUUGCACAUCCUGACGACCCAGCUGGUACGUCUAGCGUCCGAUCUCCAGAACUGGCGGAAGGAGAAGCUUGUCGACCCCGAGGAUUGUCCACUGUGGUUUGCCCUGCUUCUCCGCGAGGACAUGCCUUGCCUGCCGUCAUUUCCCAUCUUUACGCGGUCCGGCGACGAGCUGGUGUCGGUGGUGCGGGCAGGCCCGGUGCACCUCUCCUCUGCGCAGUGCCUCCAGCUGCAGCUCUUCCACCACGCAAUCUGGCACGACGUACUCCGAAUGAAGGAGAGACCCCUGCUUCAGUUCGACAUGCACACGGCUCCCAACUGUCCCGUCUUAGUGCCGGUGAUAAAAGAUGGCGACAUGUCUAUGAUAGACUGGUCCUUUGUUGGCAUGGUCGCCGAUUGGAAUGAAGCGGAGCCUGCAAGCAGGGCUGAGUUCCAGUUCCAGCCCAGCCUGUAUGAAGAUGCUGUGGUUGUACCCCGCUAUGCACCCCUUAAUUACCACCACAGUACAUUCUACGUGAAGAAGAUCCGCACCGACCUCACAGUGGAUAGCAUCGAUGGAAAGGGCAGCUUCCGUGACUAUCUGUCCCUAAUUCACCACCUGGAGGUCACCGACUCAACGCAGCCGAUCCUGGAGGUGGUGUUCACCGAAGUCCGACUCAACCUACUGACACCGCGCUACCGGAACCGCAAGGGCGAUGUGUUCAUCAAGAAGACGGCCACGAACCGCCGCACAGAGCUGCGUGUCCCGGAAUUCUGCGACGUCCACCCCGUCCCGGCUAGUGUCUGGCGCAAGGCGGUGUGCCUUCCCAGCAUCUUGUACCGGUUGAACCAGCUUCUCGUCGUGGAAGAACUGCGCGCAUCCGUCGCCAUGGAGACGGGCAUUGGCCUCGGGACAUAUCAAGGCCCUUGGCCAGACCUGGACUUCCAGAGCGCUGUAUCGGAAAGUGCUUCGAUCAGCUUUUUGCCUCGUCCCGACUAUGAUGAGGUGGAGUUUGGCAAUCUGCUUCGAGGCCACGGUGAAGCGGAGGAGAUACGGAUGCCCCGCCUGUCGCGGUCAUUUGAGUACCAGCCAGAGUUGCGGGGGAACCCGGGCCCGAGCCCUGGCCUCCUUCUGGAAGCGGUGACAUCUGCGAAGGCAGCUGAUGGCUUUGAUCUCGAACGCCUCGAGGUGCUUGGGGACUCAUUCCUCAAGUUUGCGGUGACCAUUGACCUGUUCUGCGGCUCCACGUCAGCGCAGGAGGGUUUGCUGACACAGACGCGUUCCCGCAUCAUUUGCAACCGGAACCUGCACCAGCUUGGCUCCAAGAUACAUGUGGGUUCAAUGGUGGCACAGGAGCAAUUUGAGCCGCACCGAAACUGGUUGCCACCAGGCUACCGGGUCCCUGAAGGUGCCGAGGACAUAAUGAUGGAUGUCAACUUUGUCUUCUGGGCAAUCCAAGUAGACACAAAGAUUCUGGAGAAGCUGACGUGGGACGAGCUCUACAGCCGCUAUAAGCAAUACAGAACUGAAAAAGAGCAGCCGGGGUAUGUUCCCCCACCUCGCAACACAUCUGGGCCUGUUCCGAUCCGUCAGUCUUCACAACUGUCCGACAAGAGCGUUGCCGACUCGGUGGAGGCCAUCAUUGGUGCCUACCUUCUCGUUACCGGGCCCAUCGGUGCCCUCAGGGUGAUGAAGUGGAUGGGCCUAAAGCUAAAGCAGUGCAAUCUGGAUGCGCAAGGCACCAGGGACGAAGGCACAGCGGUGCCGUUCAUGGGAUUCCCAGCACCGCGGACGUCAUUGCUGCGCUACACGGACGACCCCGAGGGUCGCCUGGCAAGUCAGAGCAGUCCGUGGCAUGGGCGCCUCUGCCUUGUGGAACAGACGCUGGGCUACACCUUCCGCGACAGGUCCUACCUGCUGCAAGCCUGCACGCACGCCUCCUUCUAUCAAAACCGGCUGACAGACUGCUACCAGCGGCUGGAGUUUCUGGGUGACGCGGUGAUUGACUACCUGGUGACCCGGUACCUGUACGAAGGCCCACACAAGUUCAACCCGGGGCAGCUCACCGACCUGCGCUCUUCGCUGGUUAACAACACCUUCUUCGCGGCCCUCGUCGUGCGUCAUGGCCUCCACCGGUGCCUCCUCCACUGCAACCCGGGUCUGUUCAACGCUGUGUCGCGCUUUGUGCAGCACCAAGAACGCUCCAGCGAGGACGAGUUGGGCACCUCGUCUGAGGAUGAGGACGCCAUGGCUGAGAUCCUGGAUCUGAACGCCCAAAGGGACAAGGUCUCAGACAACCCCACUUACUGGAAGGUGCUCCAGCGCUUCUACUACCAUGAGGAGGAGUGCCUGGAGCCCGAAGAGGUCGAGGUGCCCAAGGCCCUGGGCGACCUGUUUGAGAGCCUAAUGGGGGCCGUGUUCCUAGACUGUGGCAUGUCGCUGGACACGGUGUGGCGCAUCCUGUACCGGCUCUUCGGCCGAGAGAUCGAGUCCUUCAGUGAGCGGGUGCCCCUGCCCCCAAUACGCACGCUGCUCGAGAAAUUUCCGGACGCCCGCUUCAGCCCGGCCGAGGUGCUGAAGAACGAAAAGGUCAAGGUGGAGCUAAUCCUGAAGGACAGGACCUUCACGUGCGUCGCCAAGAGCAAGAAGCUUGCCAAGACAGCGCUUGCCAAAAAAUGCCUGCGAAUGAUGAAGACCUGUGGAUCUGGCUAGGGGGCAGCACUUGUCAACAAUUUGCACCUGUAACAAGCACGCUGGGCCACACGUGGGCCACAGCGCGCUUGACUGGAGGUUUUGCUUGGCCACAUGUCGGACACCCAGUGGCUCUCACUAAUGGUCAAGAGUUGUUAAAAGUGAAGAGAAGAAUUGCAUUCAUUAUACAGAGUUCUUAAUGCAGAACAUUCAAGCAGGAAGGAGCACGACUACGCGCCCUUGAGUUCAACUCUGACCACCAACAGCAUAGUCUGUAAGCUUUCACGAAAAAGCUUACGAUUUCUUGAAACAUAAGCUGUGAUCUCUCAUUGAAAAACCAUGCUCAUUAUGAGCCACUUCACAUUGUGCAGCUCCUCUAUAUAGUCCUGAUUUUAGUAUUGUAACGAGAUACGUCGGUGAUAAGGGGCACACAGUGACUGUAUUUCUCCAUUUGUGCAACAGGGUGCGCAGUGAUAUUGGAUUUAUUCCUACACCCUGCAUGCAGGGAUUACUGACUGUCAGCGACCAAGCCUAAUUAACUUCUACAUUGUGUGCGCCUGCAUUAAUCAAUUACACUUUUUUUUAUCAUGUCUUGUGGCUCUUCUCUAGUAGGCGUAUACUAGUACCUUGCAGUAAAUACUAUUUGGAGGAAAAUUUGCUGCCGUCGUCCACACAAGUUUCCCCAAGGGCACCGUGACACCCUGCAAAUGCUGUGAUUUGGAUGGUUCGGCCUGUCUUGGAUUGUGGCUUGGUCUAAUACAUGGGCAUUUGGCUCUGGAGAUGAAGUUUUCCCAAAACUAUGUCUUUAUAAAAUGUCUUAGUCCACCCAUAAUACUCGCGCUUAUUACUGCAAGCAAACGAAGAAAACAAACAAAUGGCUGAUACCAGCGCUAAGUGACUCCAGAUUUUUCCGUUUCCUCCUUCAAAUUUAGCAGCCCACUGGUCGUACUGUUCACAUUUUAUAUAACUACAUUGUAUCAUAAGCACUUACGCUUUAAUAAGAUAUUCUUAUAUGUAUAUAUAACAGUGAUUGAACAAGGGAUGUUAGAGCCAAUUUUUCGACAAGGGGGCUUGUCUUCAUCAACAAGUACCCUUGUCAGAACGUUGGCUUCAGAGACAUCGUUUGUUCAUUCAUUGUUCAUUUUAUUAAUUUAUUGAUACUGUCAGUCCUAUGUUAGGCUAUUACAGGCGAUUUCUUCACUCACUGUUAAUAACUUCAUCUCUUUCUACCCAUGUACCUCUGUUUUGUUUGAAAUUCCUCUAACAUCUUGCAUUUUCUUGUAAUAACAAAGUUGUUUGCUCUUUAUAAAUGUAUGUUCUUUGCCCGCUGAUUUUGGCAGGAAAUAUUUUAGACUGACUUCAUUAUAUUGAAAUAUCGUUACACAGUUGAACCCGAAUAUAACGAAUUAUUGUGUGUAACGAACAGUUGUAAAAUUUCCUUGAAAAUUUCUUUAUAAAAUUUUAACUUUAUAUAUCGACUUAUCAAUAUAUAAAACUAUUUUGCGAUCCCCUUCGAGUUCGAUAUACCCAGCUUCAACUAUUCAUAUUUGUUAUGUCAAGCUUCAGCUGUGGUGACAUAACAAAAAUAGUAUUACAAGCAGUUCUAGUACUAAUUAAGCUCAGUGGCCAUAGUGGCUGCAUUCUGAUUGGGAUGGAAUGCAAGAUGCUCGUGUAAGAUUUAGGUGCAAGAAUCCCGGGUGAUCAGAAUUAAUUUGGAGGCCCCUUCACUAUGGUGUCCCUCAAAACCCGAUGUGGCAUUUCGGCAAGCUUAAACUCCCAAAUUUAGUUUUUAUCUAAACUGUGACAGACGGAAGGUUGGCUGCCAAAUGCGCCUUUGGGGUGUCGUAGCACCCCAGCAAAGCAGUGCCGUUUUCCCCGAAAAAUACUUGUAAGAAACUCUACGGUGGAAUGGUGUUUUGGACAUGUUCUGCCAUGUUGUCAAAUUCACCAUCUUGUCAUCUCUGAUUGGUUGGAAAUUUCAACAUGGUGGUAGAUGACAGUUUCCAGAUUAUAGCACCUAUCGCAGCGUACAGAUUGUGCAUUUGAAAGCCGACGGCCAUUGGGCCUCAUAGCAACAUAAAUGAAGCUGCGGUCAAGUAUAGUAAACUAAUCUUGUUUGCCAGAUAGCAAAUGAAAAUAGAUGACAUUAUGAUCGUGGAAGUCAAGAAUCUGCUUUCAGUGGCUGACAUGACUAAAUAAAGCCAGUUGGGGAUCAUUGGCCAGAUGCAGUCACGAAAGCCAGGCAGCUGUAUCAUUGCCAGUUUGUAGCAGCGUGUUAAUUCGUGUGGAGGCGCGGAACGAAGAACAUUCGGGGCUAAUUUUUUUAAACUUCCCCUAAUGCUGCAGGCAUCUCGAAACCCAAUACAUGCUCUUAUAAGUGCCAAAAAAAAAAAGGCUCUACCAAUCACAACAAUUGCUAUGGCAACCAGACAAGUUGCCAGAAGUUGCUAUUUUGUACCACCAGAUGUCACCUUGCAUGCUGUUUCCCGUUUCCACUGCUUUCUUGUGACAUUACAGCCGGAUCUCCGGACAAGGGCCAAAUCAUUGUUUUCGUCUUCAGGUCUUUCACCACAUGACCCUGCGUUUCUGGCUUUAUGAGGGCCACGUGGUCUAGAAAUGCCAACUGCCUUUCUUCCUUAGCGGUGAACCAUGGGGUUCUUGAGAGAUUGAAGGCCUUCUGUCUGGCAACAUUCCCCCCCCCCCCUCUUGUUUUACAGCUAACAUAUUUUUUAUUUAGCAAUACUGUAAGCCUUCACAGGCUCGUACAAGUCAUAUGACUCUGACCCUGGGUUUUCUUUUUCUCCGCCGACAGAAAACUAUUCCACGAAUUAAAGCGAAUGGCAAAGCAAUGACAACGCAAACAUGCCUUGCUCAAUUGUUCAAGGCUACGUCACAUUGAUCUGUCGGAUCAGGUGAUGCCACAGCCUUGUUGGCCGACCACUUUCACAGCGUGGAUUGGAGCCCUUUUAUUUAUUUGUUUAUUGUAUUUUUUCUAGCAUUUCAGCAGCCGGAUGAUUGGCUCAAAGCAACUGCACAAAUUCUUUUUUUUUUUCAGUUCAUCAAUUCCACAUGCUUUCAGAUUGGUGUCAUUCGGUGGAUGUGUUGAGAGUACUAAGCCAUCGUUUCGCUCAGUCUGCUGCUAUUGGCCUGUCAUGUGGAUGCCAGUCGCGUUCAGACUACACAGUACCUUUGAAUCACAUGACCGAUCUGCCUUAAUUCUGUCGCGUGGGUCCAGGAUAUCCAAACUUCAUGUGACACCAGUCUUAGUGUCUUUAUCUCUCUUCUUUGUGUAACAUUGUGCAGCCAUCCAGAUGAGCUUGUGCCAAUGAGGGCGCGUACACAUUGUGAAGCUCACGCUAGGCAGGUUUAGUCAAAGAGCCACUUUUUGCGAUAUAGGUCUGCAGCAGGUUUGAAAUAUUGUUAACAUAAGGCGUUCGUUGUAAUUUCUUUAGUGCCCUUGUGAUACCUGUUUCCUGUUGCUGUAGUUAUACAAAACUCAAAGAAAAGCAGUGCCAUUUAUAUAUGCUUCCAAUGAAUUUUAGAGCGGCAUCUUACUGGUUAUAAGCUUUCUUUGAAGUCUGCAACCACCAAGUAAUAAUUUUUGUUAAGAAAUAGUGUGUGUUAUGGCAUGUUACUCUUGCCAUUGAUGCUGUCUGAAAGCAUGCUCUCUGAACACUGAUGUUCACAGAGCUAUUAGUGUUUUGUGUUUUUCCCCUACUAUAACCAAGAGACAAAUUGUGUCAUCAUAUCUUUGCUGGUUGACAUAAUUAUUCCAUAUUGCACGGAUGUCUGGGCUUUUAUUUAUAUGUUUGUAUAAUUUCUCAUGUCUGUCGUGAUUAUUUAUUUUGUAGUAGUGUUUUGUUCAGUGUUUUUUAUUUUUGUGGAAAAACAAAAUGGUAUGUUGACCCCCCCUCUUGGUCAGGAGCUUGCCCGUUCACAUGUUUCCUUCACCGCAACCUGCUUGUGAUGGUCUGGCUCCGAGAGUUAAAACUCUUGGAGUAACUUUUAUUUUCAGUUAAGGAGUGCUAAGCAAUUGCAAUAGCCCUAAGAAUGGAAAAAUAUAGAACUCUACAAUGUGUACCUCAUGUGCACAUUAUGGUGUAAUGACAAAGCCAUGUGCCCUUGAAAUGGAAUGUCAACGUAAUAGCAAACAUCACUGGCAGGGAGGGGAGGCUUUCCUCUCUCACUGGUCUAGCCAGUCAGUACACUUCUUUGAGAAAAUCAACACCCCAAGGUGAUUGUUCCCUGAGCAAUCGCAAAAAGAACUUAAGAUGUGUUAGUCUAUAGUGCUAACCUGUAUAAACCACAAGCCCCUUUGGUAAGUUGUGUAUACUAAUGCACUGGUGCACAUCUGAGCAGAUUCAAGUUCAUUUGAACUUGCUUGUAGAUACCUUGCGAGGGUAUGCUCAAGGUACUAACUGCGAUCCCAAAACGCUCUAGAAAAAAAAAAAGGAAAUGAUUGGAGCUUGUAUGUUCGAAAGUUGCACUCUUAACCAAGUCCUGUACUGUAGGAUCCCUCGUAGCCGACAGUGAAUAUUUCUGGCUUUAAAUUUCCAGUGGUUCAAACUCGCAGCGCUUAAUUACAAAUUUGCAAACAUUGUGGUUAUGCUCACGGCCUGUGUUUCGAAUAAGUUAAGUUUUUUGGUGUGCAACUCCUGGUUGCAAUCCAAACAAUGUUUUGUUGGAGCUACUGUAUACUUGUUAAAACAUGCCACGUAGAUGUGAAAUAACAGUGGAUUUAGAGGAGCUAUGGCUAACAGGCAUAACAGAUUGACGCAAUGGCCACUAACAUUACCAUUAUUUACAAAUGGCAAUAUGGUGACAUUAAUCAUCAUUAUGAUACAUUGUUUAUUAUGGUCCAUUGGUUUUGUUUUAAAGAUAAGUACAAGAGAUGAAGAUAAAGAGUGCUGGUGUGUUGCAGUUGCACACCUAGAUAUGAAACACUUGUGCAAUAAAUAAGGAACUGUUGAAAUUGAAGAGUGCUGUUACUGUGUUUACGUCUUGUUAGACCUUUGUCGCUUCUAAUGUUCACCAUGUCGUCCAUUUCUUGUACAAAGCUGAGAUGAAGUAAUAUUUUGUACUGCCUCUGUGCCUAUAAAUUAUAUCUUUGA